AAUGUUUUCACUCCCUUUCUCUGGAGCUUGCAGAUGCUUUGUUCCAGUGCUUUUAGGUGAGUGUGUCAAUUGUUCCCCUCUCCACGCCCACUCGCUCCUCCUUUGUUCAUUUUACUAGUAGGCUGACAAGCAACUUCUGGCUGAUCUCCAUUCUGUUGGGCUUUUUUAUGUUGCUGCAAACAGUGCCUUUAUUUUCCUUUUCCCCUAACUUGUGUGCAAAAGCAUAACCCUGCUCAAACAAAGAUUUGUAUUUCAGCUGUAUCCUACCAGGAAACCCACAGAUAUUCACACUUCCAGGUUUUUUUUAAAGGAACCUACUGCAGCUGGUAGAACAGACCGAGCAUGCUUGGUCACCUAGAAACCAGAGGGAGUGCAAAUGUAUAAUUAGAGGGUGGGGCCACAAAGAAAAAGUGAGACUAAUCUCCCGCAGAGGAAUGCCUGCUUGUGUGAAUGGGACAAAGCGAUUGGAAGCUAACAUUGAACAGGAACUGUGGAUGAUGACAAUGAAAAGCAAAGUUGCCUUCCCCAUCGACGAUGUCGAUGAUGACAAGAUUGUGGGAGGCUACACCUGUCAGAAGAAUUCUGUCCCCUACCAAGUUUCCCUGAAUUCUGGAUACCACUUCUGCGGCGGUUCCCUCAUCAACAGCCAGUGGGUUGUUUCAGCUGCUCACUGCUACAAAUCACGCAUCCAGGUGAGACUGGGGGAACACAGUUUGACCUUGAACGACGGCACUGAACAGUAUGUCGAUUCAGCCAAAGUCAUCCGUCAUCCUAAUUACAACUCUAACUUGUUGGACAAUGAUAUCAUGCUCAUCAAGCUGUCCACCCCGGCCACCCUCAACAGUCGCGUCACAUCGGUCUCUCUCCCCACCAGCUGUGUGGCCACCGGGGCAGAGUGUCUGAUCUCUGGCUGGGGCAACACCCUCAGCAGUGGCACUAGCUAUCCUGACCUCCUGCAAUGCCUGAAGGCUCCUGUACUUUCCUCUAGUCAGUGCACAAAUGCCUAUCCAGGGCAAAUCACCAAAAAUAUGAUUUGUGUGGGAUUUCUGCAGGGUGGUAAAGACUCUUGCCAGGGAGACUCAGGUGGCCCCGUAGUCUGCAAUGGGCAGCUCCAGGGAAUUGUCUCCUGGGGCAUUGGAUGUGCUCAGAAAGGCAAACCUGGAGUCUACACCAAGGUCUGCAACUAUGUCUCAUGGAUUGAAAGCACUAUCAGGUCCAACUGAUCAAA
Rhineura floridana is the source of this 1228-nucleotide messenger RNA. Its product is annotated as cationic trypsin-3-like. The record is from RefSeq and is a predicted model, not a curated record. Bases 435 to 1223 code for a protein of 262 amino acids. Gene Ontology annotation, biological process: proteolysis. The transcript is spliced from 5 exons. Gene Ontology annotation, molecular function: serine-type endopeptidase activity. NCBI's taxonomy places the organism in Eukaryota, Metazoa, Chordata, Lepidosauria, Squamata, Rhineuridae.